Messenger RNA from Aethalodelphis obliquidens (Pacific white-sided dolphin), 3062 nucleotides. RefSeq names its product 4-hydroxy-2-oxoglutarate aldolase 1 (gene HOGA1). The record is from RefSeq and is a predicted model, not a curated record. The coding region runs from base 805 to 1752 and encodes 315 amino acids. Gene Ontology annotation, molecular function: 4-hydroxy-tetrahydrodipicolinate synthase activity; (R,S)-4-hydroxy-2-oxoglutarate aldolase activity. Gene Ontology annotation, biological process: glyoxylate catabolic process. Lineage: Eukaryota; Metazoa; Chordata; Mammalia; Artiodactyla; Delphinidae. The transcript is spliced from 7 exons. Gene Ontology annotation, cellular component: mitochondrion.
AUCCCUGGUUGGGGAACUAGGAUACCCCAUGCUGCACAGUGCAGCCAAAAAAAAAAAAAAAAAAACUUCAUAAUAAAAAUCUUAGUUGGAAAAAAAUAGGGUCAAUCAUACUGGAAAAUGUUGGAAGCUGCUAAUUAGAUGGAAGGCGAGAGUAGUGAGGUUUGGCUUCUGCAAGUGACUGUUAAAAUGCAUAAAAUGCAUGCAUUUAUCUGGAAGACCUUAAAUCCCUUAUUAAAAACUUAUUACAUAAAAUUUCAGAUUAGCUAAUUAUGACUUUGGAAUCUUAACUUUUAAAAAGUUUCAAACUGGCAAAAUUCAAAUAAAGUGUGUAGUUAGCAUUGUACCAAUGUUAAGUCUUUGGUUCUGAUCAUUGUACUCUAGUUAGGUAAGAUGUUGUCAUUAGUAGGGGGCUGGGGGAGGGCUGUAUGGAAAUGCCCUGUACCAUUUUUGCAACUUUCCUGUAAAUUGGAAAGUAGUUCAAAUUAAAAUUCAAAAAAGUUUUCAGGCAAUUUAGUUAAGAGGGAUAUCAGAGUUUUAUUACAGUUGUGCUGCAAGGAAAAUAGCUUCUAAGCAGCCAACUCAAGUAUAUGCUCUUGGAAAGGAUAUUUUUAUAAGAAAAGAGAAUGGUUAAAUCAUUGUUAGACUAGAUAGAAAGAAGAGAGGUUAACAGUCACUAGACUCUUGUCUUAGAGUCUGCUGGGAGAGUGGCUCGUUUCCCAGGCCAAGGCUUAAUUCCAUUGAAGCUCAUUAGGAAAUUGCUUAAGCAUUUCAUCAGGAACUUUCAUUUCUUCCUAGUGGGAGGUUAUGAAUUACAUCAUGCAAAAAAGUUCUGCCUUAGACCAGGUUUGGGACAAUUUUUCUUUUAUGCAACAAAUUAUCAACGCACAUGUCAACAGGCAGUGUGCUGGGUGUCACGAAGGAGGCCAAAAUGAGGACACCAUCUUUGAUCUUGAUGCUUCUAGACAAGGCUUCGUGGUCCAGGGCUCCAACGGCGAGUUCCCCUUCCUGACCAGCAGUGAGCGCCUGGAGGUGGGUCCCAGCCCAGUCCUCUGCCUCCUGCCCUCGCCCACCGCGGCCUGUAGGGAAGACUUCCUCCUUCCUCCUGCAGCCACUCAGGCCACGGUGGAGAUGACGGUGAGCAUGGCCCAGGUCGGGGCUGACGCCGCCAUGGUGGUGACUCCUUGCUACUAUCACGGCCGCAUGAACAGCGCCGCCCUCAUUCACCACUACACCAAGGUUGCCGACCUGUCUCCAAUUCCUGUGGUGCUCUACAGUGUCCCAGCCAACACGGGGCUGGACCUGCCUGUGGAUGCGGUGGUCACGCUUUCCCAGCACCCGAAUAUCGUGGGCAUCAAGGACAGCGGUGGUGAUGUGACCAGGAUCGGGCUGAUUGUUCACAAGACCAGGAGGCAGGAUUUCCAGGUGUUGGCUGGAUCGGCUGGCUUCCUGCUGGCCAGCUAUGCCGUGGGAGCUGUAGGGGGCGUGUGUGCCCUGGCCAAUGUCCUGGGGGCUCAGGUGUGCCAGCUAGAGCGACUCUGCCUCACAGGGCAAUGGGAAGAUGCCCAGAAGCUGCAGCACCGCCUCAUUGAGCCAAACACUGCGGUGACCCGGCGCUUCGGGAUCCCGGGGCUGAAGAAAACCAUGGACUGGUUUGGCUACUACGGAGGCCCCUGCCGCGCCCCCUUGCAGGAGCUGAGCGCCGCCCAGGAGGAGGCGCUGCGCCUGGAUUUCACCAGCAACGGCUGGCUCUGAGCGUGAGGACGGGACGGCCGGACCGCGCACAUCCCAAACUCUUGCCUUGCGGUAGCAGCCUGAAGAGGAGCGCGGGGGGACGAGGGUUCAAGGCCCCUCUUCUUAUUUCAGUCAUCCAGGUAGCCUCUCUCCAGGCGCUGCCAUGCACGCUCGUUUCCUGUUCUCCCGGCCCCGUGACCUCUCGCAUUUGUAUCCUGAACUCUGGGUCUCUAGAGACCUUCAGUCUUGGAAGGAGCAAUGACUUACUUGUCUCUCUACUGUGCUUUUCUAUCCCCUGAGACACGUGAACCAGGACCCAGAGGGGAAAGUCACGGGGGCAGUUGGGCACAGAAAUGCCAUGUUUUACUGAAAGGAAGACUGCUUAGACUUGGGGGUACAAACCUGAGUCCAGCACAGUGCAGCAGGAAGCCAGGGUGACUCCUGAGAACCCAACUUCUGACUCCUUCCAGGGGAAGCAAUAGGUUGGGAAACCUGAUCAGAAAGGUGUCACUGGUCUUUCAAAGACACCCCCCCACCCCGCAAGCUGCAUUCUAAUCCUUUCCUAAACCUAUUUUGAUUGAUCUCAUAUUGUCUCUAGCCUUUAUCCCAACCAUCACGUGCACCAGUGAGACAGCCCAGUGGCUUGCCAGAACUGGUAAAUAAUGACACCUGGUGGAUAAAUGUUCCAUUCUAGAAGGCUAUUCUAGCCAACCCAGGUCUGAAACAUUAGGAAAGGGGACUUGGCCUGAGAUAGGACCAUCCUCUUGCCUAUACACACUCUGCUUUUAUUGUUAGGAACAAUUACUUUGUUACUGCAAUAAAAUUGAAUAAGUUAAAUUAGUGUGGCUAUGUACAGAUUAACACUCCACUGCUAUGCAGAUCUUAGGUUUCCAGCCCAGAUAUCAAGAACCUUCCCAGAGGCAAUUUAGCUCCCAAGGUCUGUGUUUUCCCACCUCUGAGAGAGGCCCUAAGAAUACUGAGCAAACAUAACCAUUAGAUUAUUGGAGGCCUAGGGAAAAAGUUAUUGACAUUUUAAAUGGUAGAGGUAAGAGGCAAAUAGGUUCAAGUGAGAUAUUUAGAAACACUUAGCACAUUCAUUAAAAGGCUGCUUUCUCUAAAAUGUUCAACCUUGGGAAUUCCCUGGCAGUCCAGUGGUAGCAAUCCGCGCUGUCACUUCCGAGGGCCUGCAUUCAGUCCCUAGUCAGGGAAUUAAGAUCCCACAAGCAACGCGGCAAAAAAAAAAAAAAAAAAAAAAAAAGUUUAACCUUAUUCAGUGAUAUCUGACUAGUGGCAGAAAACCUGAGAUGAAUUUUUUAAAAACUACUCUCGUA